AUGGUCGCCCCACGUCUAUCUAAUUUAGUCUCGUCUUUCAAUUGCGAAAAAAGCUAUGUUCAAGCAUUAUUCGAAGCCCCCAUUUACAUACCUUCGCAAUCUACCAGAUGGGUCAACUCCAGUGCGGAUAUCGAUACCAAACGAAUUGGAGACUUCGAAGCAUACGUUCUCCAAAACUUCAAGAAUGGGAACUACCGUCUUGCAGCCGAAGAAUUAAACUCACACUUUCUCCAGAACUACAAGUUUCUGAAGAAAGAAGAGAUUGAUGAAAUCAGUCACGUUGAAAAUGAAGCUGUCGAGGUCCUUCAAGAGACUUUACACCUUGUUCGAGAUUCCCACGAGUUGAUCGAAAGUAUCCAGUUUCGUCUGCGUCAGCCUCAACUCUCACGAACGGAACGUGAAGACUUUGAGGAGCAGUUAAAAAGUGCAAAUACUUCAUUGAAAGCGCGUCAGGAGAUUUUUAAUACCAUGGUCCAAAAUGUUGGAUUCAUCACUGCAUUUAUCAAGCAUCAUACGGAUAUCCUUGUCAAAUACCAACUAGCUCCUUCAACCUAG
Molecule: messenger RNA, 555 nt
Organism: Melampsora larici-populina 98AG31
Lineage: Eukaryota; Fungi; Basidiomycota; Pucciniomycetes; Pucciniales; Melampsoraceae
Exons: 2
Coding region: 1-555 (184 amino acids)
Source: RefSeq, a predicted model, not a curated record